CCCGCCGGCGGCCUCGCUGAGGUGGGAUAGGGGUGGCUGUGGGGUUGCGGCCGGCCAAGGGCACCUCACGCAAGGCUUGGGAGUGCCCAGUCCGCGUCCGGCGCCUGUGGGGCUGUGCAGUAACUUACCGUCAGCCCCAUCUCGGCGGCAGGCUGGCCUUGAGGCUGCCCCGUUGGUCUCCAGCGGGCUGGAGGCGUUCGGUGAAUGGCGAAGAUCGGUGCUGCUGGGCGGCUUCGGGUGUCUGCGAGCAGGUGUGAGGGGUGUACUGAAACUCUGUCCCGCUUCCCUGCUGCUGUUGCUUCGGCCUGCCGGACAGACCGUGUGAGCCGCGGGUACGGCGUGCGCCUGGUCCAGUGACACCUGUGGCGUAACGCAAUGAAGUGCUGCUGCUGCUUCUUGAAUUUUAGUUUGCAUAAAUUUUUUAAUCCACGUUAAUGAAAAUCUAGUGAUUCUUUGAGCUUAAACGACUGCUGGUUUUAAUGUUUUUAUGAUCUGGAAAAGAGUAAUCUUCAAAGCUUGUCAAGUAAGAGUGUAUAUGGUUGAAGAUGAUGUUCCUUCUCCAGAGUUCAUAAACUCGAAGCUGCUUAUUGGAUAUCAUGAGUUUGUCUUCUCCAGUCAGCUAUGCUGUCAUGGAAGCUGCAUGCUUACAUAAUGCCAAGUGUGAGUCACAGUUACUACAAAACAGCAAUGAAUCAGAAGUGUAUACCGCUGAAGAUCUGAGAAGAAAACUCUGUCAAGCUAGAAAAGAAAAAUUAGAUUUAACCAUUAAACAUAAUCAAGAACUGUCUGACUAUGAAAGCCAGAUAGUCAAAUUACGGUCAGAAAUUGAGAAAGGAGAGGCUGUUCGACAGCAUCUGGAGUAUGAAUUGGCGAUUGCCAGAAAAGAUGGUCGUCUGAAAAUAUGUGCUGUGGAAGAGGAGUUAAGUGAUGCAAAUACCAAACUUGUGGAACUGCAAAUGUUAAAUGAAAAACUGCAGCAGAAAGUGGCAGAGACUGAGAAAACAUUUUGUACUGCUCAGCAGAAGUGGAAAGAAGAACAGCAAAGACAUGCAAGUGAGAAGGAUGAUAUCCGUAGAACUUGCAAGAAUGAAUAUGAGUUGCUUCUCAAGGAAAGAAUCAAACUAGAAAGUUUUUUGCAGGACCAAAACAAUGCAUUGCAAAAUAUAGGUAAGAAAAUGAAAGAUUUGGAGAUGAAACACAGUGGCUGUACUGAGAUGCUGAGGCGCCAGGCCAGUCAGCUUGAAUACAGUACUGAACGAGAGGAACGACUGAAGAAAGAACUCGAAGCAGCUACAGUGCGAAUAAAGAAACUGGAAGAAAACAUUGAAGCAGAGAGAGCAGCACAUUUGGAAUCCAAAUUCAAUUCAGAGAUCAUCCAGUUAAGAAUUCGAGACCUUGAAGGAGCUUUGCAGGUGGAAAAAGCCAGCCAAGCAGAAGCGCUUUCAGAUUUAGAAAUGAUCAAGAAAGAGUUUAAAGAUGUAGAAAAUGCAUAUGAGAGAGAAAAAUGCAAUGCCCAAGAGAACCUGGAAAAACUCAAUGUAUUAGAAAGAGAGUGUCUCUCCACAAACAAGCACAUGAAUGAGAAGAUUGAAGAAAAGAAGAAGAUAAUUCAAGAGCUCUCUGAGAGACUAGGGAAUAAUGAAAAAACCCACAGAGAGUUGCAGGAGGAACUUGCAAUGGCCAAGAAACACCAGGUCUUUCUAACAGAGACGUAUGAAAGCAACAUGAGAGAGCUGAAGUUACUAUUGGACAGCUUUGCUAUGUCAGGCCAGCGGACAGCAGGCACUUGUAAGGACAAAGAUAAACCUUCGAGCCUCUCUGUCCUUGAGACUUUGAGGUGUACCUUGACAGCUUACCAGAACAAGCUGGAAGAUACGUCUAAUGAGCUUAGGAAAAUUGAGGCUUUGUGUGAAAAGAAGACAAAAGAACUUGAGAUAUCCAAAGAGAAAAUACGUAAUUUAAGUGAAGACCUUAAGGAAGCUCAGGAUAACCUAGCUGAUGUCAAUAAAGAGUUAAAUCAUCUGCACACUAAGUGUGCAGACAGAGAGACUUUAAUAGGAACUUUAAAAAUUGAACUGCUGAAUGUACAGCAAUGCUGGGAGAAGGAGAAAGUACGUGUCACAGAAUCUGAAAAUGAAAUCCAGAAGCUUACCAAGGCUUACCAGAUGGAUAUGGAGGAGAAGCUAACCUUCCUCCAUAGCUUAUACCAGCGUUUGGUAGCAGGCUGUGUGCUUAUAAAACAACCAGAAGGCAUCAUAGAUAGAUUCUCUUGGUCUGAGCUUUGUGCAGUCUUGCAGGAGAAUGUUGAUGCCCUGAUCUUAGACCUCAACGGGGCUAAUGAGAAGAUAUCUCACCUAGAAUGUGUUUGUAAGAGCAAGUCCGAUACUGUGAAGGAGCUUCAGCAGAGCCAGGAAGAUGCAUUUAGUGAAAUGGCCAAACAAAUGAAAGCACAGAAAAGCUGUUGGCAGAAACAAAAAAUGUAUCUGGAGCAGCAGUACUCUGGUCUCCUUGGGGAAGUUCAUGCAAGGGUACAGGAAUACCAAAAAACAUCAGAAAAAAACAAGGAAAAAAUUUAUGUCCUUGAAAGAAGACGGGAUAAAUUAGCCCUUGAAAAUGUUUCUGUGAAAAAUAUGUUAACACAGGUUCAGAAGGAGCAUUCAUCUCUCCUGGUAGCCUGUGCACUACUGGCGGGUGCCCUGUAUCCUCUCUAUGGCCGAUCAUGUGCUAUGUCUUCCCAGAGGGACCUUCUCCAGGAUCAGGUCAACAUUUAUGAAUUAGUGAACGAGGAGAUUAGGACCCUAGUUCAUGCACUCUCUGAUGUAGAGGAAGACAGUCAAGAUGAUGCAAAACUGAAGAAAAGAAAACUCAAAGGCUUGAUUCAUGUAUUUCGAAGAGGUGUGAUUGCAGUUUUGGCAGCUAACAGAUUUAAAAUUUUAGCCCGGUCUUCUAGUUCCCUCUUCUCCUGGGUAGAUGGCUUGAAAGAAGGCAUUGGAAUAUUAGUUUGUAUAGGAGAAUCCAAAGGCAAGCAUAAUGUGUCAAGUCAUGAAGAGGAGCAAAUUCACUGUGUUGAAGCAUUCAGCUGGUUCACUAGUUCUAACCUUCUUGCUGCAAUUAUAAGUUCUGUCACUGAAUUACAGGAUAUUGUUAACACAACAGAUCCAAAGCCCUGGCUUUCUGAACACGUACUUGUAAAUGCAGCCAGGAACUCCUUUUCAAAACUCAUGAACAAGCUGAAUGUAAUAAUGGAGACUGUUCCAUUAGACAGCAGAAGGAGCAUUAGUUACCCGGAGAAAAACUCCUUGGUACAGAGACUGGCUCAUGGACUUCACAAAAUAAACACCCAGGCCCUGGAAGCUGGAUUAUGUGACAGACUACCCAUUAUGAAGAGCAUAGCAUCUUUGCAAAAGCAGAUAUUUGAAUUUACACAAAGACUUCAUACAGCAGAGGUGGAACGCCGUUCACUGCGCCUAAAACUUGCUGAAUUUAAAUGGAAUUUCAGUGAGAUGAAAAAAGAAGCUGAAAAAGCCAAGAGCCUGCAAAAGCAAUUAAAUAUGUUUAAGCAAUCUAAAUUGAUCACCCAUGAGAGGUUUGAAAGUGCAUGUGAAGAAUUAAAUAAUGCAUUACAUCGGGAGCAUCAGGCACAAGUGCUUUUGAAUGAACAGGCGCAACAGCUACAGGAGUUAAAUAAUAAACUAGAACUGCACUCCAGUGAAGAAGCAGACAAAAACCAAGUCUUAAGUGAAACUGUAAAGAGACUCUCAGAGGCAAAGAUGGAGCUGAGAAGAAAAGAUCAAUCUCUGCGUCAGCUCAAUAGACUUCUUACCCAGCUGGAGCAGGACAAGCGUCGACUGAAAGAGAGCAUCCAUGAUGCAGAGAGUGCCCUCUGCAUGGCAGCGAAAGACAAAGAAUUGAUAAUUAGUCACAUGAAAUCUGUGGAAGCCACUCUUCAUAAGGUCAGAGAUCAGACCUUGCUGUCACGGACUGCGGCAACCAGGAAUGACUUCACCCUGCAGCUACCCAAACUGCACCUAGAGACCUUUGCAGUGGAAGGGCUGAAGGGCAGGCCAGAGGUUGUGGCAUUUCAGGCCAUGGUUAAAAGUUUUAUGGAUGUCUACCAGCUUGCAAGUUCCAGAAUUGACAUGCUGCUGAGAGAAACAGCAUCUCAUAAGCUUCCCACUGCAGCCCCAGAGUCUAAGAGCCAAACAGCUUGUCUUCAUGAAAAUGAGAACCUGCAGUUGGAUGACGCUCCCACCAGCAGAGAAUUCAGUGCCAGCUAGUGGGCAAACUUUUCUUCAGAAGAGGAAUCAAGAGGGAGUUCAAACAUCACCAUGGCUUCAAGCUAGGAAUUCAGCCUGACCAGAGCUGUAUCCCAGAUAUUUUGGCAUUGCAAGCUGAACCUGACACAUGCUACAGUUUUAUGCACAAUAGAGCCAGUUUUCAGUCUUCAUUCUGUUCCUUCGGCCUGAAUGUCACAUCCAGUCCCAAAAGAACAAUGGAAAAUGGAUUUUCAGAUUCUUUGUAUCAAUAAUCUUUUAGAAGGAAAAAAUUGCAUUAAUGUAAAAUGAUGCAAUUAAAGUGCAAUUUUGUUGCUACCUUUGAGUUGUACUUUAGCAUAUGUAUUUUUUGACAUUAAUUUUACGUUUAUAUGAAAAUGUGCUUUCAUAUGUUCACAUUUCUCUGCUUUUCAUUCUUUGCAUACCAAAACAGGUUUGGGGUUUUUUUAACUUUUAUUUAUUGCAGUUGUUCAUUUUUUAUGUAGUAUAUUUUUAAAUGUUAAAGAAUGACACAUUUUGGGUAAUUUUCCCCAGUCUUUAAAAAAAAAAUCAAUAAGCCAUUUUAGUCUCUAUCUAUCAAAGUUGUUUCAUACUUGUCUAUUUUAAAGCAGGACUGCAAUACUUUAAUAGGAUUGAGAGAGCUAUUUGAAAUGUAUGCCAAUGAUUCCUGUCAUUUCAUGGCAGCCCUGCCAUGGUUCACUGAGCCCCCUCUUUUCUCUUGUCAGCUCAACUGAAGACAAGCAUUUAGUUGCAAACUUUAAGCAGGUUGUGCAAAACAGAAAUGAUGUGACUGCUUCUCUUCCUGCACAAUAAUGUCACUGCUGGUCAAUGUGAGAAGGUCAGGUUGCUUCUUGUAAAGCUACAUGAUACCACUUGCCUAUUUGAACAAGUUAAGUUAGCUGCUGAAUCUGGUCCCUGCAGGCGCUGAAAACUCACCCUUUUAUCAAGUCUGCAUUUCAUCAGAAAGACGAACAAUUGUGCAGGGAGGAUUUCUGAUGAUAUGUUUAUGUACUUUAUAAGGACAGUUCCCAAACCAGUGUUGCAGGUAAUAUAUCUAGUUUAAGCUGAAAGACUUUAAAGUAAUGGCUGUUUUGACCUUCAGAUAGACUUCCUUUUUGUUGUUCUUGGUAGGACCCAAGAGUGACGCCCAUCUUUGAUGCUGACAGAAUUUAAAGCAAGGCCAUUGCCCUGCAUUUUCUGCCUUGUAGCACACAAAAGUAAAAUUGUAUGUCAGGCCGAGAUGUUGGGGAGCUGACAAGAUGCCCCAGUGACAUUUCAGCUGGAAAGAGCAAGUGUCUUGCAACCAAGUGGUCAAAUAUCAAAUAAUAGGUCAAGCAGGAAGGAGCUGAGUUCUAACCACAAAGAGGUUUCUGGUAACUUACUUGACAAGCUUUUGGGUGCUUUGUGGCUUGACAAAGUGAUGUUCUAUUGGGUAUCGCUAGACAGACUGUUCUUUAUCGCCUUCAGAAGAUCAGACAUUGACAUUGAUUAAACUCUUUAACCCUUAAAGGUUAAAUCCUAGCAGUUUCGUCACUGUGAAUGAAGAACAAAAGAAAAUUUGUAAUAUACCAUUUGUUUUCAUAUUAAUCACUGAACUCCCUAGUGCUAUUAACUUUUGAUGUGCAAUGUAGUUUUUGACAAAAAGAUUGAAUGCAAAAUCUAUAGAAUAGAUUGUUUCUCAUUAUGGGCCAGUGAUACAUUAGAAAAAUAAUAUUAUGCAUUAUGGAAUUUGUAAUUUCUUCUAGUAUGUCAAGUGUAGGGUUUGAUUUUAAAGCCUUGUGACUACUACUGAAAUUCCAUUCUUGUUGAAAAACAAUGCUUGCAUAGAUAAUACACCACUUAAAAUGACCACAGUCUUCCAAAUACCAGGUACCAGAAAAGCUAGAAUAAAUCUCAAAUUUACGACAUCUUUAAUUUUUGAUUAUAGUUAGCAUCAAGUGUUCAGGUGUUCCCCUAUUGCACAACUCGAUUGCUUCACAGCCAUGAUUUGCAUGUAUGUGUGUAUACUACUACUACUAAUUAUAAUACUAAUAAUUAUAAUGCUACUAAUAAUAAUUAAUACUAAUAACAGAACCAUGCAAAACCAAGUAAGAAAUUCUGCAGAGCUCUCACAUCUAAGAGUUAGCUGAUAGAUGAGUAACACUCCUUUUCUCUAUGAUGAUGUAUUUAGUCUUGAAUACUUAAGAAAGAAGUUUCAUUUUGCUCCAAAAGUCUUGGCUCCCCUCUUCCCUGACAGUGACUGACUGUUCCUGGUAAAGGCACUGCAAGACUGUAUUCUGCUCUUUCAUAUUCAGUGCCGAAGGUCUGUUAUAUUUGUAUAAAGAAUGAAAAAAUAUAUAUUACCAAGCAUUUUUCUAUAAUGUAUAGAAUCAUGUAUGUGCUUCAUUUAUUAAAGUAUAUUUUCAUGGUAUUCUGUAUUUUGAGAAAGAAAAUGCCUGUUCUUUGCUACAUGACCUCAAACUGCUGCAGAAAUUUUGCAGCAUAUCUGUCCCAUCCUCAUCAUCGCCAUAUGUUUAGUAUUGUACAUGCAGAGAUGGAAGAAGGAUUUCUUUCUGAAAUGUUUUCCUUUUUGAAAUCAUUAUCUUCUAAGGACUAGGACUGAUCAGCUCCAAUUAUUCCAGUUACUGCUCCAAGCAUAGGUUCAUGUGAUUUCACAGAGGCCAUAGCAGUGGCAAACUGAAUGUAGUUAGUGAGAAUAAUCUAGUGAGCUAUUCUUACAAGAACAAGCUUAUAUGUUGUCAUUGAAAGGGGAACAUCUAACUCAUUUACUCUGUUUAAAUAUUGAGCAACUCUGAGUUACAGACUGUUUUUUUAAACUCACCCACUUUGAAGGGACUUUGAGAUACCUUAUGUUUGGAUGUUCCAUUUGUAAAGGAAAACUCUUUCUCAUGUAAUGAAGAAGUUGUUGAAUACUAAACCAGAUCAUCAUCAGUCAAAUACUCCUGUGUUGCUUUUCUAGGCAUCUGAUAAAUUGAAGUUUGUGAUAAAUUCCAAAUGAACAGAAGAAAUCCAGCUGGCGAAAUCUUCUGUUUGUAGUGUACAAAUGAUCCUACCAAAGCAUUUCUUUCCCUUUUGGGGGACAAGUUAAAAUCAUGCUUGCGUAGAAUGUGGCAACACAGUCACACUAGCUGCCAAAUGAGCAUCCUGGCUGUUUUAUAUGACCUUCUCUCUCUGGCUUGCUUCAAAGAUCGCUGAGCUUGAGACCUUGAUCCUUACUUUUGGAGGGUUUCAUGUGUUGGGCCUUGGAUUUCAAGAGGACUGCUUCUACUUGGAUAACAUCAGCUCCAUCAGCAGCAUGGCUUCAUGAGAACAACCUGUUUCCUUAGAAGAAAGCCUAUGAUUGGUGGAACUAGAAUAUUGUUUAUGGUUUAUAAAUGUGGUACAUUAAAUAAUUGGUCACAGAUCUGCCUUCUGGUCA
Melopsittacus undulatus (budgerigar) is the source of this 7692-nucleotide messenger RNA. It is a transcript of the gene CCDC171, whose product is annotated as coiled-coil domain containing 171. The record is from RefSeq and is a predicted model, not a curated record. The transcript is spliced from 26 exons. The coding region runs from base 597 to 4277 and encodes 1226 amino acids. Lineage: Eukaryota; Metazoa; Chordata; Aves; Psittaciformes; Psittaculidae.